CUCUCCUGGCUUGACUGGCACAGGGAGCCUUGGCUAGAGGAGGCAGCACAGUGGAAGGUCAGAAGAGUGGACACUGGCAAGAGGAGGGCAACCUCUUUCCUGGCCCCUCAGACACCAUGGACAGCUCCCGUUAACGAAGACACCUCUCCACCCUUCGGGCCUUGGGACUCCUAUGCCCCCUUCCUGUCAAAUUGGGAUUUCAUUCACUAUUCUCCAAGGGACACUGAAGUACACCCUAGUUCCAGUGUUGGGACCAGUAGCUCCUCUGGACAUGACUCUUCUGGAAGGUGCCGUGGGGUUGGAGGACCUGGUGCUCCUGGAACCCUUGGAGCAGGAGGCUCUUCUCAAGACCCUCGAGCUGCGCUAUGAGAAGAAGGAGAUUUAUACCUACAUUGGGAAUGUGUUGAUCUCCGUGAAUCCCUACCAACAGCUGCCCAUCUAUGGCCCGGAGUUCAUUGCCAAAUACCGGGACUAUACCUUCUAUGAGCUGAAGCCCCAUAUCUAUGCUUUGGCAAACAUGGCGUACCAGUCACUAAGGGACCGAGACCGAGACCAGUGCAUCCUCAUAACGGGCGAGAGCGGAGCCGGCAAGACUGAGGCUAGUAAGCUGGUGAUGUCUUAUGUGGCCGCUGUCUGUGGGAAAGGAGAGCAGGUGAACUCUGUGAAGGAGCAGCUGCUUCAGUCAAACCCAGUGCUGGAGGCUUUUGGCAAUGCCAAGACCAUCCGCAACAACAACUCCUCUCGAUUUGGAAAAUACAUGGACAUUGAGUUCGACUUCAAGGGGUCCCCCCUCGGUGGCGUCAUCACAAACUAUCUGCUGGAGAAAUCCCGAGUGGUGAAGCAGCUUGAAGGAGAAAGGAACUUCCACAUCUUCUAUCAGUUGCUGGCCGGUGCAGAAGCCCACCUGCUGAAGGCCCUGAAGCUUGAGCGGGACGCAAGUGGCUAUGCCUUCCUAAACCAGAAAGUGUCCAGAGUUGACGGCAUGGACGACGCCUCCAACUUCAAGGCUGUACAGAGUGCAAUGACUGUGAUUGGUUUCUCGGAGGAGGAGAUUCAACAGGUGCUCGAGGUGACGGCCCUCGUGCUGAAGCUGGGGAACGUGGAGCUGGCAGACGAGUUCCAGGCCAAUGGGAUAUCAGCAAGUGGCAUCCGGGAUGGGAGAGGUAUUCAGGAGAUUGGGGAAAUGAUAGGUUUGAAUUCAGAGGAACUAGAGAAAGCUUUGUGCUCAAGGACCAUGAAAACAGCCAAAGAAAAGGUGGUCACUGCACUGAAUGUCAUUCAGGCUCAGUAUGCUCGCGAUGCUCUGGCCAAGAACAUCUACAACCGCCUUUUCAACUGGAUAGUGAAUCGAAUCAAUGAGAGUAUCAAGGUGGGCACUGGGGAGAAGAAGAAGGUAAUGGGGGUCCUGGAUAUCUACGGCUUUGAAAUUCUAGAGGAUAAUAGCUUUGAGCAGUUUGUGAUCAACUAUUGCAACGAGAAGCUGCAACAGGUGUUCAUCGAGGUGACGCUGAAAGAGGAGCAAGAAGAAUAUGAGAGAGAGGCCCUGGCCGAUGUCACGGUCCCCUUUUGUGGCACCCUCAUCCCAGAUUUCCUCCCCAGAAGUGCCCCAUGGCUCAACAUUUCCACACUCCUUCCCCUGUUUGGCGAGAACCCUUGUUUCUAUGGCUAG
Leptonychotes weddellii (Weddell seal) is the source of this 1669-nucleotide messenger RNA. Lineage: Eukaryota; Metazoa; Chordata; Mammalia; Carnivora; Phocidae. The record is from RefSeq and is a predicted model, not a curated record.